This is a messenger RNA of Ochotona princeps (American pika), 2937 nucleotides long. It is a transcript of the gene APBA1, whose product is annotated as amyloid beta precursor protein binding family A member 1. Gene Ontology annotation, biological process: chemical synaptic transmission. The coding region runs from base 231 to 2774 and encodes 847 amino acids. The transcript is spliced from 13 exons. Lineage: Eukaryota; Metazoa; Chordata; Mammalia; Lagomorpha; Ochotonidae. Gene Ontology annotation, molecular function: protein binding; amyloid-beta binding. The record is from RefSeq and is a predicted model, not a curated record. Gene Ontology annotation, cellular component: cytoplasm; dendritic spine; plasma membrane.
GGCCCGAGCCGGAGCCGGCCGCGGGGCUGAGGUGGCGGCGGGGGAAGAUGGUGGCGCCGGGGCGAGCGGCGGCUGCGGCGGAGCUGGAUUCCCGGGCUUGGCAUCGACGCUGUCACUAGCGCCGCCCGCUCCCGCGGGCCCGCGGAGCCAGCUGUCAGGCAAGCCCGGCCGAGCAAGAUGAGAGCGCAGUGAGCCGGCCCAGCCUCUCUCCCAGCGGUCCGACGCCCACCAUGAACCACUUGGAGGGCUCCGCGGAGGUGGAGGUGAGCGACGAGGCGGCAGGCGGGGAGGUGAACGAGUCGGUGGAGGCUGACCUGGAGCGCCCCGAGGUGGAGGAGGAGCAGCAGCCGCCGGCGCGCUAUGCGGGCCGCCCCCCGCGCGGACGGGCCGCCGAGGGUCCCCGCGCCCAGCUCGGGCAGCCGCCGCAGCAGGCGCCGGCGCAGGAGGACGAGGAGCGCGGGGAGUGCCUGGCGCGCUCGGCCAGCACCGAGAGCGGCUUCCACAACCACACCGACACGGCCGAGGGCGACGUGAUCGCCGCGGCCCGCGACGGCUACGACGCCGAGCGCGCGCAGGACCCCGAGGACGAGAGCGCCUACGCCGUGCAGUACCGGCCCGAGGCCGAGGAGUACACGGAGCAGGCGGAGGCCGAGCACGCCGAGGCCACGCACCGGCGCGCGCUGCCCAACCACCUGCACUUCCACUCGCUGGAGCACGAGGAGGCCAUGAACGCCGCCUACUCGGGCUAUGUCUACACGCACCGCCUCUUCCACCGCGGCGAGGACGAGCCCUACGCCGAGCCCUACGCCGACUACGGGGGCCUCCAGGAGCACGUGUACGAGGAGAUCGGGGAGGCGCCCGAGCUGGACGCGCGCGACGGCCGGCGCCUCUACGAGCAGGAGCGCGACGAGGCGGCCGCCUACCGCCACGAGGCCCUGGGCGCACGGCUGCACCACUACGACGAGCGCUCCGACGGCGAGUCCGACAGCCCCGAGAAGGAGGCCGAAUUCGCGCCCUACCCGCGCAUGGACAGCUACGAGCAGGAGGAGGACAUCGACCAGAUCGUGGCCGAGGUCAAGCAGAGCAUGAGCUCACAGAGCCUCGACAAGGCCGCCGAGGACAUGCCCGAGGCCGAGCAGGACUUGGAGCGCGCUCCUACCCCGGGCGGGGGCCGCCCCGACAGCCCCGGGCUGCAGGCUCCGGCCGGGCAGCAGCUGACCGCGGGGCCCACGGGCGGCAGCCGAGGAGGCGGGAGCGUCGAGGCCGGGCCGCGGUACAGCCAGGAAAAGAGGGAUGCCAUCUCGCUGGCCAUCAAGGACAUCAAGGAGGCCAUCGAGGAAGUGAAAACCAGGACCAUCCGUUCGCCUUAUACCCCCGAUGAGCCCAAAGAGCCCAUCUGGGUCAUGCGCCAGGACCUCAGCCCCACCAGGGACUGCGAGGACCAGAGGCCGGGAGACCGAGAUUCUCCAUCUCCGGGCAGUUCCUCACCCCUGGGUGCAGAGUCUUCGAGUACACCCCUUCAUCCUGGUGACCCUGCCGAACCCUUCAACAAAGAGUCAAGAAAAAGCUUGGCUUCCUUCCCGACCUAUGUUGAAGUUCCUGGACCUUGCGACCCUGAAGACUUGAUUGAUGGAAUCAUCUUUGCGGCCAAUUACCUUGGCUCAACCCAACUGCUGUCAGACAAGACUCCCUCCAAAAACGUGCGCAUGAUGCAGGCCCAGGAGGCCGUGAGCAGGAUCAAGAUGGCCCAGAAAUUAGCCAAGAGCAGGAAGAAGGCUCCUGAAGGGGAGGCCCAGCCCAUGACGGAGGUGGAUCUCUUCAUCUCCACGCAGAGAAUCAAAGUGCUGAACGCCGACACGCAGGAGACCAUGAUGGACCACCCCCUGAGGACCAUCUCCUACAUUGCAGACAUCGGGAACAUCGUCGUCCUCAUGGCUCGUCGCCGGAUGCCCCGCUCCAACUCCCAGGAGAACGUGGAGGCCUCCCACCCGUCCCAGGAUGGCAAGAGGCAGUACAAGAUGAUCUGCCACGUCUUCGAGUCUGAGGACGCCCAGCUGAUUGCUCAGUCCAUCGGGCAGGCUUUCAGCGUGGCAUACCAGGAGUUUCUCAGGGCCAAUGGCAUCAACCCUGAAGACCUCAGCCAGAAGGAGUACAGUGACCUGCUCAACACCCAGGACAUGUACAAUGACGACCUGAUCCACUUCUCCAAGUCCGAGAACUGCAAAGACGUUUUCAUCGAGAAGCAGAAAGGUGAGAUUCUGGGCGUGGUGAUUGUGGAGUCCGGCUGGGGCUCCAUCCUGCCAACUGUCAUCAUCGCCAACAUGAUGCAUGGAGGCCCCGCGGAGAAGUCGGGCAAGCUCAACAUCGGGGACCAGAUCAUGUCCAUCAAUGGGACCAGCCUGGUGGGCCUGCCGCUGUCCACCUGCCAGAGCAUCAUUAAGGGCUUAAAGAACCAGGCCCGGGUGAAGUUGAACAUCGUGCGAUGCCCGCCGGUGACCACCGUGUUAAUCCGCAGGCCGGACCUCCGCUACCAGCUGGGUUUCAGCGUCCAGAAUGGCAUUAUCUGCAGCCUCAUGCGAGGAGGGAUAGCCGAGCGAGGGGGCGUCCGCGUGGGACACAGGAUCAUUGAGAUCAAUGGGCAGAGUGUUGUGGCCACCCCUCAUGAGAAGAUCGUCCAUGUCCUUUCCAGUGCUGUUGGCGAGAUCCACAUGAAGACGAUGCCAGCCGCCAUGUACAGACUGCUGACGGCCCAGGAGCAGCCAGUGUACAUCUGAGCCUGGCCCGCCUCGGCAGCUGCCUGCAUGGAGGACCGUCCCCACCGUGGUUGUGUUUCUUGUGCCGCAUCCGUGUGUCCGCUGAGACCUCCCCCUCCCAUGACCGGCAUUUGGGCUCACACAGGAAGAGAAGACCCCUCCAGGACUCCUUGGCUGGCUCGCG